AUGGAAGAGAUUCGAAAGAAUAAUUCCAACAAUUCUAAUUCCAAUGACAGGACAGAUCUUGUAAACUGGAUGGUGAAAUGUUCAUGCAAUGUUGGUAGUAGCACUACUGGGAGGAAUAAUGGGCUUGAGGCUUGUACAACAAGAUCCAUUCGACAAGAGCUGAUAGAAUUGAUUUUUAAAGAAAAAGAACUUGAAAUAAAAUGUAAAGAAUUAAUUAGAGUUGGAACGUUAAAAGACUAG
Entrophospora sp. SA101 is the source of this 240-nucleotide messenger RNA. The record is from the annotation of a GenBank genome assembly. NCBI's taxonomy places the organism in Eukaryota, Fungi, Glomeromycota, Glomeromycetes, Entrophosporales, Entrophosporaceae.